Messenger RNA from Colletotrichum fioriniae, 1236 nucleotides. RefSeq lists its product as uncharacterized. NCBI's taxonomy places the organism in Eukaryota, Fungi, Ascomycota, Sordariomycetes, Glomerellales, Glomerellaceae. The record is from RefSeq and is a predicted model, not a curated record.
AUGUCCCAUUACUUUGAGUCUGUUCCCCGGGUCAGUCCUUCGUCUUCGGUUCGCUCUGCUUCUUCUGGUUCUCCAGGUUCUGGUUCGGUUUCCGUUUCUAACCUGGAGGAUCCGUUUGUGGACGACACCGCUGACCCUGCUCUGGCUUCGCCCAUCCCUCCUAUGGUUUCGCCCAUUCGACCUCCUCCUGACUUUGAACAGUUGAUGGCCUUUGCCGACCGGCAAAUCAACCUGGCCCGCGCUUACACCGCUAAGCAUCGACCUGCCCCCGUCGCUGUUCCUGCUCCCAGGACCCCGGAACCAAGAACUCCAGAGCCUAGGACACCAGAGCCCUGGACGGCCUCUCCUAUGACUUCCUCGCCUUCGGUGAUUGCCCCCGUUGAGGAGUCUGGCUCGCUGUUCCGUGAUCCGGUUGACCCGCCCUGUACGCCUCCGCCUCGUACUCCUCCUCCUCGUGAGAUGGAUACCCUCGACCGCAGCGUUGAACGGCAAAGGCUCCGGGCCCGCGAGCUCGGCGCAGAGGCCAAGGCGAAGUUUGCGCAGAUCCGGUCUCUCCUGGCGGAUUGGCCUGCGCCCCAGAGGCGGUACGCGCCCUCUUACGACUACAGCACGGACUCGCCUACGCCGCACACCAUCUCCAACUGGGACUCGACCUUGGAAGAGGAUCGGGUUUCGGAAUACUCCUGGACCAAGGGCGCCUUCCCUGUCGCCUCUCCUGAGCUCCCUGGAGCUCUGGCAGAGUGGGAUUCGCCGGCCGCCUCGCCUGUGUAUUCUGCAUCCCCUGUCGCUUCCUCUUCUGGUUCCGUUGGCUCGUCUGGUUCAGUUGGCUCGUCUGGUUCCGUUGGCUCGUCUGGCACCGCUGGCUCCUCUGGUUCCCGUGGAUCAUCUGGAUCAUCUAGUUCUUCCGGCUCUCAUGAUAUCUCUGGUUCCACUGGCUCCUCUGGGUCUGGUGGCUCCUCUGGGUACUUUGCGUCUCCCGGAUCUACCGAAUCUUUCGGUACUUCCAGCUUUCUUGGGUCCCCUGGUUCUUCUGGUUCUGCCGAGGAAUCUGGAUCAAUCUCUUCCUUGCUGGAGCUUUAUGGUCCUCGUUCGCCUGUGCCUGCGCCUGUUCCUGUGCCCGUUCCUGCGCCCGAGCCUGAGUUUGACCUGGUCACGUCCACGAUCACGACCCAGCCCAAGGGCAUGAAGGCGGUCACCCUCAAGAUCACCCGCCGCGUUCCUCGGGUUAGGCCUUAG